This is a messenger RNA of Hevea brasiliensis (rubber tree), 1707 nucleotides long. Its product is annotated as serine acetyltransferase 1, chloroplastic-like. NCBI's taxonomy places the organism in Eukaryota, Viridiplantae, Streptophyta, Magnoliopsida, Malpighiales, Euphorbiaceae. The coding region runs from base 234 to 1370 and encodes 378 amino acids. The record is from RefSeq and is a predicted model, not a curated record. The transcript has a single exon. Gene Ontology annotation, cellular component: cytoplasm; cytosol. Gene Ontology annotation, molecular function: L-serine O-acetyltransferase activity.
AAAAAAAAAAAGAAAGAGAUGAGAUAGUUAAUGGCAAAAAAUAAUCCCUCAAGCCGAGAGGAGAAGAGAAGAGAGAGAAAAGGUCGACAAUUCAGAUCCGUUUCACAAGGCUGCUUCGGAGAAUAUAUAUAUAAAAUAUAAAUUUUAUGUGGUGAGUUCAUAACAAUUUCGAUUGCCUGAUUAAACCAUUUUGUUGUUCUAUCAUUAUCCGCUAUAAAAUUCUCCCAAGAACCAUGAAAGCUCCGGUCGUAGCCCCUUUUCUAUGUAAGGCCCUUUACCCUCGCCGCAACCCUUUCUUCUUUACACUUGCUUCGUCAUCAAUUUACUCCCUUUCCAAGCAUCUCCAUUAUAAUCCCUUGGCUACUUGUGUUGACACUCCUAGAGCGGAACCCUCUCAAAUUUGUCGCGAUCAAAGUGAUGAUCAUGUUUACAAGUAUGUGACAUAUUGUCGACCCAGUUUCUCCGAUCAUGUUUCUGGCUUACCCUUUAGCAAGAAUCAUAUGAAAACCAUACACACGGAUUCAGUUGUGGAAGAUCUGCAUCACGAAAACGAGAAUAAAGAAGAUCCAUGGCUCAAAAUGCAGGAGGACUCCAGGUUAGAUGCUGAUCGAGAACCAGUUCUGUCCAGCUACUACUAUACCUCCAUUCUGUCUCAGAAGACACUAGAAAGGGCGUUGGCGAAUCAUCUCGCUAUUAAGUUAAGCAAUUCCAGCCUUCCUAGUAGUACUCUGUUUGAUAUUUUUAUAGGGGCUCUUGAAGAGAAUCAAGACAUCAUUGGGGCAGUGAAGGAAGAUUUGAGAGCUGUGAAGGAAAGAGACCCCGCCUGCAUAAGCUACGUGCACGGUUUCUUGAAUUUCAAAGGGUUUCUGGCAUGCCAAGCCCAUAGAAUAGCACAUAAAUUAUGGGCACAAGGUAGAAAUGUUUUAGCUUUAUUGAUUCAAAACAGAGUAUCUGAUGCGUUUGCGGUUGAUAUUCACCCAGGAGCAAGGAUCGGACAGGGGAUAUUACUUGAUCAUGCCACAGGACUAGUUGUUGGAGAGACUGCUGUGAUUGGGAACAAUGUGUCAAUCUUGCAUAAUGUGACCUUAGGUGGUACUGGGAAGGCUUGUGGAGACAGGCAUCCAAAGAUUGGUGAUGGGGUUUUGAUUGGGGCUGGUACUUGUAUUUUGGGUAACAUUAGGAUUGGUGAAGGGGCCAAGAUUGGGGCUUGUUCAGUGGUGUUGAAGGACGUGCCACCCAGGACUACUGCUGUUGGCAACCCAGCUAAAUUGGUUGGAGGAACGCAGAACCCGAUAAAGCUUGACAAGAUUCCUAGUUUUACCAUGGAUCACACUUCACACAUAGCAGAGUGGUCUGAUUAUGUCGUAUAGGGGGCUUUUUCUUAGGUAGAAAUUAGAAAAUUUGAUUAGCAUUUUUGGGAUUGGAAAAUAUUCCUGCUAUUGUGAUUGGGAACGUUUGCUCACUAGCAAACAGAGCAGGCUUUGUUCUAAUUCUACCUAGUGAUUAAUAAUCUUACCUAAGUGAUAUCUUACAUGUGGCCUUGAGCAAAUAUUACCAAACCAAAUAUGCUGUAAGUAUGAACCAAAUCAAAUUAUGUUGUUAAUUUUCUUCCCAUUCUGUUGGAUUUGGUUUACUCUUUGCCAUUUUAUAUGGUCAUGAAGUAUUGUAUAAUAUACCCGGUAAUAUAAAAUGCUUUAUUAUUUCAAA